Messenger RNA from Scylla paramamosain (green mud crab), 5367 nucleotides. RefSeq lists its product as uncharacterized. The transcript is spliced from 2 exons. The record is from RefSeq and is a predicted model, not a curated record. NCBI's taxonomy places the organism in Eukaryota, Metazoa, Arthropoda, Malacostraca, Decapoda, Portunidae. Gene Ontology annotation, molecular function: nucleic acid binding; RNA-DNA hybrid ribonuclease activity. Bases 1 to 5367 code for a protein of 1788 amino acids.
AUGGCAUUCAACAGUGACCAAGUGAUAGUGCUGAACAACGGUUCAGGGAAGAGGGCAAGAGCAUCCUCUUCUUCAGCAUCCCUAAAGUGCUCCACGCCCAAGAAAGCGGCCCGUAACCUGCUGGAGGACAGCAGCAGUGAUGAGCGCUCACCGAAGCGAGCCACCCGCAGCCUCCAGCCUUCAUGGCAGGAGGACAACGCUACCGAAGCGGACUGGGCCCCACUCGACCUCUCCGUUUUCAGCGACGUGGUGCAGCAGCAGCAGCAGGACGGCGGUGAGGAGCAAGGAUGGACUACCGUCACGACCAGCCGAGCUCGCCGCCACCAGCCCCCGAGGCCCAAGUUCAAGCUGGGCAGCCUGGGCGAAUACGAGAACUCUUACCGAGCCAUCUCUGCCCUCGAGAGGGAGUAUCCGACCCUUCGGAUACAGGUAAGGGUUAAUCUCAAGGGUGAGCACGUGGUCACGCCCAAGGACGAGGAUUCCACGGCACUCCUGCGCCGCAUCGCGGAGGAAGGAAACAGGGUGCUCCUCCUCGACCCAAGCGAAAAGAGGCACAAGGUGGUGCUGGAGCGCUACCCGCUCGACCUGCCUCUCGAGGCGGUAGAGGCUCACCCUCAGGUGACCUCCGCCCAGCGUCUGACCUCCAGGAGGGACAAGUUGCCCACGAGACAGGUGCUACUUGUGUGUGUGGGGCCGCCGCCCGCCAAGUUGGAUCUCGGCUGCUGGGGCAGAUACUCCCUGCGCCCCUACCAAGGUGAGCCUGUAAGAUGUUACAGCUGCCAACGGUACAACCACCUGCAGGCGCGGUGCGAACAUGCCGCCAGGUGCGGCGUGUGCAGCCUGCCCCACCCGACGGAGGAGUGCAUCGCCCGCCAUAAGGCCAACGAGGCAACCACCGCCAGGUGCCCAAACUGUGGGAAAAACCACCACGCGUGGAAUCCCCAGUGCCCUGAGAGGCUCCGUAGGAUGCCUCGUUCACGCCAGCAGCAACAACAGCAGUCUCAGGCGCCACCAAGGCGGCAACGUCGACGUCGCCAUAAAGCGUCGCAUGGGCAGCCCCGGCAACAGAUCGCUCAGCCCCAGCAGCAACAGCAUCCACCACGUGGCCAGCCAGGAAGGUCAGCGCGAGAUCCCGUUGCACCCGCCCCACCUCCAGUCAGGUCAGCUUGGGUCCCGCGGCAGGCCCCCUCAGCCACCCCCCCACCCCCGUCCCAGCCAGCGGCAAGACCGGAAGAGAUUAACCGGCAACCCCCUCACCGCCGACCCGAGGUACAGCCUCCAGCCAUAGGCACGGAGAGCUGCACCCCCUCCGCCCACCCCUCCACUCGCUCAGGUAGCACCCCUACCAAGCAUGCUCGAGCCAAGCCCCACCACCCGAGCAGCGGCACACAAGGGAGAGACCCUCCCGGCGACGCCCCCGCCCGUGCGGCGACAGGCCCAGCACCGACAACGGUGAGGAGGAGAGCCAUGGUCCCGAGCGAUCCUCUCCACGGGGUGCCCGCCUGUCUCAGCGAAGAAACCCGCGCGGUGGUCAACUGCCUCGUGGCGCGGAUGGUGCAGUUGAUGGCGGAGCUGCUUGCCAGCCCUGAUCACGUCCCCGCUAGGCGGGACGAUCUGGACGCGCUUCUCCGCCAGGAGACGGCCACGGCCAUCUCUGAGCUCAGAGUCCUGCAAUGGAACGUGCAGGGCCUGCGACCCAAGAAACAUCAAGUCCUACAGGCCGUCUUCGAGGAGCACCUUGACGUUGUGCUCCUCCAGGAAACACUGACGCCCGCCGACUUUGAAUGGAGGGUGGCGGGCUACACCCUUCACUCGCUCCCCACAGCGGAGGGCACCCGAGGCUGUGCAGCGCUGGUGAGGAGCACAAUCCCUCACCGUAGGGUUGCAGCCCCAGUCAACUGCGGGGACGGUGUGGAGGUCCUGGCGCUGGAGCUGCAGGUGGGAAGUCUCCCGCUCCUGGUAUACAACGUAUACAGGAGCCAGCGACACCAGCUGGAGGCAGGAGAGCUUCUCACCCUCGCCUCCCACUCCAGUCUCUUGGUUGCGGGCGACCUCAACGCCCACCACCCCAUGCUACAGUCACCGUCCCCAGCCAACGAAACGGGCCGCCACCUGGCCGUGCUGCUCGAGGAAAUCCCUCACGUGUGCCUUCUCAACACAGGGGAGGCCACCCACACCCGGGGAGGAAGGCUUGACCUCACGUUGGUCUCGAGUGACCUGGCGGCAGGCGCUACGUGGCAGGUGCACCCGACCCUCACCAGCGACCACUUUGCCACCCUCACCACCCUCCCAGUGGCCCCGCCGGUCCCACCCCGCCCGCCCCCACGCUGGAACAUAAGGAGAGCGGACUGGACCAAGUUUCAGGCCUCUCUUGACGAGUGGUGGGCCGCCUAUCAGACGCCCGCCGACCUACAUCAGCAGGAGAGGGACCUGACGACGGCCAUCCAGACCGCAGCCGCCGCAGCCAUCCCCAGGUGCACCCCGAGCCGCCGCCACCGGACAGACUGGUGGUACUACAACGAAGAGGUGCGCGAGCAUAACCACCGUGUCAACCAGCACAGAAAACUGUACAAAAGGCGCCCCAACCCCAACAACCUAAGACUCCUACAGGAUGUGGUGGCCCGUGCACGGCAGGUAUCCCUGAGGGCCAGAGAGGCUAAGUGGCUGGAGUGGUGCGCCACUUUUAGCCACCACACGUCUCUAGGCCAGCUGUGGAGGAGCGUGAGGACAGCCUCCGGCGCUGCCCCGCCCCGCCCGCCCGCCCACCCGCACCCGCAGCAGGAGGCAGAGAGGCUUGCCACCAUGUUCACCACGCGGAGCUCCAGUGACCAGCUUCCUCCCCAGACACAACGCAUCCAGCAGCAGCUCCGACCACACCGCGACGAGGCUGUCAGGGAGGCGAUGGAGGAAGCCGACGUGACUGACCAGCCCUUCUCCCUUCAAGAGCUGGAGCGGGCUAGGAGGAGAGGCCGCGACACGGCAGCGGGGACGGACGGCGUGCCAUACUCCAUGUUGGCGCACGCUGGGCCGGCUGGGGACGCCGCGCUGUUGGCCACCAUCAACGCCUCAUGGAUGGCGGGCUGUCUGCCGCCCGCGUGGAAGGAAGCCGACAUUCAGCCGAUUCCAAAGCCGAGGGAGCCCACCAAGAUCAGACCCAUCUCUCUCCUCAGCUGCACGGCCAAAACGGCUGAGAGGAUGGUGCUCGCGCGGCUACAGUGGCGCGUGGGGCCCUCUCACCCACAUGUGUUCGGCUACACCCGCGGAGUGAGCACGGCAGACAGCAUCCUCGCCCUGCUGACCCAAAUUGACCACCGCCCCGCCGUCAUCGUCUUCAUCGACCUCGAGAAGGCGUUCGAGCUAGCCAGCCCUCACGCCAUCCUCGACGCACUCGUGCGGAAAGGGGUGCGAGGAAGGCUGCUGGCCUGGCUCUGCGACUACCUGCAGCGCCGCCGCGCCAGGGUUAGGUUCCAGGGCCUGAGGUCGACCUUCAAGGUACUUGAGAACGGGACGCCCCAGGGCGGCAUCCUCAGCCCUCUACUGUUCAACCUGCUGAUGGAACAGCUAGUGGCACUGCCUUUCCACGCUGGCACCGUCCUGCUGAGCUACGCCGAUGACCUCGCCCUCGUCGUCACCGGAAGGGGCAACAAGCUCAGGAGGACGCAGCAGGCACUCGACCUCAUCAGCGGGAAAUGCCAGGACCUGGGGCUCAAGAUCUCGGCAGAGAAGUCCCGGGCCAUGAUGGUGAAGGCGGCAGACCCAACCUGGCAGCUCCGCGUCCAGGGAGUUGAGCUGGCAUGGACCAACUCCUACCAGUACCUCGGUGUGUGGGUGGACAAGCGGCUGUCCUUCACAGCCCACGCCGCCUACCUGAGGGAGAGGACGCAGUCUAGGCUGAACGUGAUGCGGGCCAUGACGCGAAUCAGCGCGGGCGCCACUUUUUCCGUCCUGCGCCAGUACUACGUGCACGCUGUUCGCUCGCUGGUGGAUUACAGCGCCCCCAUCCUCAUAGCACUCUCUCCAAACCAGCAGGAGCGGAUCGAGGUGCUACAAAACACCGCAAUGAGGACCAUGCUGGGGGCACCGAGGUGGUCCAGCGCAUGCGUCAUGCAGAGCGAGACCAGACUGGUACCCCUCACCACCAGGGUACAGCAGAUCACGGCCUGCCGCGUAGCGAGGGUGCUGCAGCGUGACGCGGAGGGAGUGACACAGAGGAGACUAAGGCUGGCGGGGACGCAGGGCGCCGAAUCUCUCCGCCGCAACCCGUGGCUGCUGCAGUGCACGCUGGCUACCCACAACCUGGCUCGCAUGGAGAACUGGCCACAGGCGGACCUCCCUGCCCCCACCUUCCGCGCCCCACCCCCGUGGGAGCCACCCGCGGCAGGGUUCUCCGCCACACAGCUGCCCGCCAGCAAGGCGCUCUGCGCCGUGGAGGAGAUGCGGCAGCACGCCUUCAUGGCCAUGGUGCAGGUCACCGAGCCAGACAGUGUUGUGUACUACACCGACGGCUCGGCUGACCCUGACAGCAGAAGGACGGGCGCUGCUGCCAUCACCAGAGGGGCCGAGGUGUGUGAGAGGACUUCCGACCACUGCUCCACCCUGCAGACAGAACUGGUGGCCAUCCUGCUGGCCCUGGAGCACGCUCAACACCGGCGGGAGCGCACCGUGGUGCUCCACACCGACUCCAGAACGGGGCUACAGGCUCUACAACAGCCGUAUCCCAGCGACAACGUGGGCCUCGUCACCGCCAUCCUGGGUAGCCUCCAGAGCCUCGCCGCGCAGGGGCGACGGGUGAGGCUCAACUGGAUACCCAGCCACGUGGGAGUACGAGGCAACGAGGCUGCUGACGCAGCCGCCAAGAGAGCUGCUAGUGGCCCCCAGGUGACAAGGCAUGUGCCGCCCAGCCUGAGCCAAGUGAGGGCGCGAGCCAGGCUCGCCGCAACCAAGCGCGCCCGCCACACGCACCGGCAGCUGGAAACAAGGAAGAGACAGGCAGCUUGGUACGCCUCCGCCACUGGCUACCAGUCGUUGGACGCCUCCCAGCAGCAGCCCAGAGCAGACGGCGUGUUGCUGCAACGCGUAAGGCUGGGCUACUGCACCAGGGAACAGCUGUACGACGACUUUCGGGGGCAGGAGUGCGACCACUGCGGGAGGCACAGCCGCCACCCGCUAGUGCACUACCUACUGUCCUGUCCGGCCACCGCCGCCCUCAGACCAACGCCGCCACCACCGGCCCAUCCUGUAGGCGGUGAUCUCCUCAGCAGCCGCAAGGCCAGGGCUGCCCUCAUCGUCCGCCACACGCCCACAGACCUGAUGCUGCGAGUUCUCAGCGCCCCCGCCCCGCUGAACAGGUCGCAGCUCCUUUCCUGA